CCCGUGAUGUCAGACCGGAACAACAACGCAGCGGUGUCAUGGCGCCGUGCGUGAUGUCAGAGCUCGGUAACAAACAGCUCUAGUUGCCAUUCAACAAUCUGGGAUGGAUUUCUGGCUGUGAAUUAAUACCCAGUAAGAGCCUUGGAGGGAUAACAAAGCAAGUAGCCGAACGGAACCGGAACAAGUGUUGUUAUUCUGAUUUGGGACUUCUAGUAAACUAUAAUCUUUCUGCAGAUCAGGAUGGCAGACUCAGGUGACCACAGCGGUCAGCAGGCUCCAGGCCCUGGAGGCAGGGAGAGCGUAGGACCUCUGAUGGGUCGCCGACCAGCAGCUGGCAUCUCUCCUGGACGCCUGCCAUCGGUGCGACCCAGAGACCUAACACUAGGAGGAGUAAAGAAGAAAACCUUUACUCCCAACAUCAUUGGCCGAAAAGUUAAAGAAGAACCAAAGGUCGAAGGUGUGCUGAGGCGAGAGAGGAGGGAUGGAGAUCGAGGUCGGGGCAGGGGCCGCGGGGAAAGAGGCAGGGGCCGAGGUCGCGGCGAGCUCAUCCAGUCUCACUCCAUCUUUGAGCAGGGGCCUGGAGAGACGAUGAUGAAAAGAAGAGGGGGCUACGAGAGUGAAAGAGACGCUCCGAGCAUGGGACCCUCGCCCAUCAUCAAUAUCAAAAAGGAGAAGAGGGAGACCGAAGAGGAAACCAAAGAGAUCCUGCGCAAAUUGGAGCGAGAAAACUUCAUAGAUGACCCAUUCCUGAGCAGCGAGCAGAGGAGCUGCCCCGUCCAGCUUCCCCUGGCUGUGUCAGGGUGGGGAUUCAAGGAGGAGCUUAACAUUGCAGCCGUUAAAGUAGAAAAGACCGACCCGGAUGAGCCCAUGGAGUCUUCAGUUGAAGUGAAACAAGAGCCAGAGGAAGUGGAGAUAAAAAAGGCUGAAGCCACUUUCAAACGUCCUCCUCUCCCUGAGCCUGAAGUUCUCCCUGACCUGCUGCACAGAUGGAGCCUGAGCAAAGCGGAGGAGCUGUUCUUCAUCCAGCUGCCCGACUCGCUGCCCGGCCAGCCUCCCACCAAGGAGCACAAGACGGUAAAAACCGAGGUGCAGUCGGAGGACGGGCAGUCCGUGCUUCUGAAGACUGAGCCACAGGACGAGGAAGCUGAAGACAACAACUGUAACCUGAAGGAUCUGAGGGAGGGCGUUGUUGGGAAGAUGCUGGUCCGGAAGUCUGGCCGGGUGCAGCUCAUACUGGGACAAGUCACCCUGGACGUGUCUCUAGGGACAUCGUGCUCUUUCCUUCAGGAGCUGGUUUCUGUUCAAACAGCAGAAAAAACGGGAAACCUGACAGUGUUGGGGAAUGUCAGAAACAAAAUGGUCUGCUCUCCAGACUUUGAGUCUCUGCUGGAGAGCAAGACAUGAUGCUCGCCCAGGCAGAGGGGCUCCCAGUUACCUCUGAUGCGUUAGACGCACUUGUAUUUAAUAAAACAAAAACUACGACCCCCAUCUCUAAAUAAACUAUGCUGAUGACUGAUUGCCUUUUGUGUUUUCAGAGCUGCUAAAAUUGCUUUGAUAUAUAUAUAUAUAUCAAUUAUGCAUAUUAUAGGGUUUUUUUGCCAUUAUGAAUAUGAUGGGUGGUGGUUUGAGGCUUGAGUGCCAAGUUUUGUUGCCGUUUGUGUAAAAUGAGUUGACAAAAUUGCACAUGGAUAUAAAUGUGUGAAUAAAAACAGAGUAUUCGUACUCCAGUAAAUCAUUUUUUAAGACUGGUUCACCCAGACUACAGAAUUACUUGCAGUAUAUUUGUUUUCAUAAUUUUUUUUCCUUCACCUAUUUAAGAUGAAAAAUUUCAAGUUGCCAAUUAUGCAAUAUAGAUUCAUGCUCUCUGAAGACGUAAAACAACUGUAGGAAAAAUGUUUACAUUGUGUAGAGAAUGUCCUCUGCUGCAAAACGUGUUUGGUAAUUCCAUAAUAAAGUGAAAUGCAUAUUUAGAUCAA
This is a messenger RNA of Xiphophorus couchianus (Monterrey platyfish), 1976 nucleotides long. It is a transcript of the gene polr3d, whose product is annotated as polymerase (RNA) III (DNA directed) polypeptide D. NCBI's taxonomy places the organism in Eukaryota, Metazoa, Chordata, Actinopteri, Cyprinodontiformes, Poeciliidae. Gene Ontology annotation, molecular function: DNA binding. Gene Ontology annotation, biological process: tRNA transcription by RNA polymerase III. The transcript is spliced from 9 exons. The coding region runs from base 241 to 1404 and encodes 387 amino acids. The record is from RefSeq and is a predicted model, not a curated record. Gene Ontology annotation, cellular component: RNA polymerase III complex.